Molecule: messenger RNA, 1231 nt
Organism: Rosa rugosa (rugosa rose)
Lineage: Eukaryota; Viridiplantae; Streptophyta; Magnoliopsida; Rosales; Rosaceae
Product: ethylene-responsive transcription factor 3-like
Exons: 1
Coding region: 188-868 (226 amino acids)
Biological process (GO): regulation of DNA-templated transcription
Molecular function (GO): DNA binding; DNA-binding transcription factor activity
Source: RefSeq, a predicted model, not a curated record
AGGUGGUGCUGGUGCCAUCCAGUUCUUCUCCCACCCAUCUCUCUCUCUCUCUCUCUCUCAUCUUCUCUCUCCCUCUCCUCUCUCCCUCUUCUUCUUCUUCAAACCCAUUUCUCAUUUUAUCCAAAAUCUCAGAGACCCUGCUCUUUCCAUGACAAUCUGCCAUUGAAAAGGCCCCCGAUAAUUGGCCAUGAGGAGGGGACGCGGAGCCGCCGCCGUGGCUGCCAGAGCAAAUGGACCGCCGGCCGAGCCCAACGGAUCCAGACCCAUUAAAGAGGUGAAGUACCGGGGCGUCAGGAAAAGGCCGUGGGGAAAAUACGCGGCGGAGAUCCGAGACCCGUAUAAGAAGAGCCGGGUCUGGCUCGGGACCUUCGAGUCCGCCGAGGACGCGGCUCGGGCCUACGACGCCGCCGCCCGGGUCCUCCGCGGACCCAAAGCCAAGACCAAUUUCCCCACCUACUCCAAUCAUCUCUGUUACAACAACCCCGCCGAUCCCAACCUCGACAGCAAGCUGUUCGGGUCGGGUUACGGGUUCCACGACGACAGCCCGGUGGGUCCCGCCAGGCCCGCGUCGAGCAGCUUGAGCUCCACCGUCGAGUCGUUCAGCGGGCCCCGGGCGGCCCCGCAGCGAUCUUCUGCGACGAUCGCGGCGGAGUCGUCGCGGCGGAAACAGCCGCGGACGCCGCCGAUGGAUCCGGAGGAUUGCCACAGCGACUGCGACUCGUCGUCCUCCGUGGUUGAGGACGACGGAGAAUUCGCGUCGUCGUUUCGGAAGCCGCUGGAUUUUGAUCUUAAUUUCCCACCGUUGGAUGAGGUCGACGCGGUAGGAGGGGACGGGCAAGAUCUUGGGUGGACUGCUCUGUGCCUCUGAUUACUUAUUUCGAUGCUGAUGAUGACGAUUAUUUGAUGAGCAAGAUGAUCGAUGAUUCAAUACUCUUCUUCUAAAACUUAAAACAUCUUUGGGUUAAUUUUCGCCUUCUUUUUCUUGUUAGAUAAGAUAAAAUGAUCUUAUUUCUGUAUUAUGGCAUUGUGUUUGAUGAGAAUGACCUUUUUAUUUUUCUCAUUUUUAGAGUAGAAACAGAUGAUCAUGAGGAUCUUGAUGUUGUUGUUGUUGUCAAUGUUAUGUAUUAGGGUUUGUAAAAUGUGGGAUCUGGGUUUCUCCAAUCUCACCUAGCUUGUUGUUCACAAAGUUACAUAAAGACUUAUCUAAUGAGGAAAUGAAGAUUUGAGGCUA